AUGUCUAAGGGCUGCAUACAAGGCUCCACGUGUGGCACUGUUCUCUGGAAUAUUAUACUUGAUGAGUUACUCGACGCGCAGCUUCCAGCGGGAUGCCACAUACAAGUCUUUGCGGACGACGUCCUGCUGGUUGUUAUGGCCGCGAGUGGUGGCGAGCUGGAGAGCGCUGCCAACUUAGCUCUCCACCAUAUACUCGAAUGGUGGAAGAGCGUCAAGCUGAUGUUCGGCCCCACUAAGACUAAGCUCAUUGCCUUGACACCUAAGGCCAAGACGGCCAGCAUUAACAUCGAUGGACACCGACUUUCCUUCGUUCCGGAGGCGAACCUUUUGGGUGUUAUUUUAGAUGACUAA
Parnassius mnemosyne (clouded apollo) is the source of this 351-nucleotide messenger RNA. The record is from the annotation of a GenBank genome assembly. Lineage: Eukaryota; Metazoa; Arthropoda; Insecta; Lepidoptera; Papilionidae.